UGGAAGCAUUCUUGGGUAUGGACAGCAAGUGACAGAUACAGUCACGGGAGGGUUAUAGUCUCGGCAUCCUGACCCUCUAUCUUUAUGUUUUUUAUCUUUACUGCUGGAUCGUCUGUGUGCUGGGCUGGAUAAAGAGGGCGGGAUCUGCCUCAAAUUGGAGACACCUUGAGUUAAUGAUUGCAGUGCUGGAGUAAGAGAGUAUAAAACUAUCUGAAAGUUGCUCCUUGCGUUUCCUUCACUGUCUAUUACCAUGUCUUUCUCUGGAAAAUACCAGCUGGAGUCACAGGAGAACUUUGAGCCUUUUAUGAAGGCCAUCGGUCUCCCUGAUGAGCUCAUCCAGAAAGGCAAAAACAUAAAAAGCAUCUCUGAGAUUGAGGAGACUGGUGACAACUUCAAAGUGACGGUCACAAUUGGCACAAAGGUCCUCACCAACUCCUUCACCAUCGGAAAGGAGGCUGAUAUUGAGACCAUCACUGGGGAGAAGGUCAAGGCGGUUGUAAUGCGUGAAGGCAAAAGUCUGAAGGUCUCCCUAAAGGGAAUUGAGUCCGUCACAGAACUGGUGGAUGAGAACACAAUUCUCAAUACUAUGACUCUUGGCAGUAUUGUAUACAAGCGGAUGCUCAAACGCAUGUAAAUGUCUGCACUAUAAUAAAUUGUUAAAAAAUUCA
Labrus bergylta (ballan wrasse) is the source of this 668-nucleotide messenger RNA. RefSeq names its product fatty acid-binding protein, liver-type. Gene Ontology annotation, cellular component: cytosol; nucleus. Gene Ontology annotation, molecular function: fatty acid binding. Gene Ontology annotation, biological process: fatty acid transport. The record is from RefSeq and is a predicted model, not a curated record. Lineage: Eukaryota; Metazoa; Chordata; Actinopteri; Labriformes; Labridae.